Molecule: messenger RNA, 300 nt
Organism: Pseudozyma flocculosa PF-1
Lineage: Eukaryota; Fungi; Basidiomycota; Ustilaginomycetes; Ustilaginales; Ustilaginaceae
Exons: 4
Coding region: 1-300 (99 amino acids)
Biological process (GO): protein ubiquitination; positive regulation of mitotic metaphase/anaphase transition; anaphase-promoting complex-dependent catabolic process
Cellular component (GO): anaphase-promoting complex; nucleus
Molecular function (GO): ubiquitin protein ligase activity; zinc ion binding; cullin family protein binding
Source: RefSeq, a predicted model, not a curated record
AUGAAGGUCAAGGUCAAGCAGUGGAACGCCGUGGCCUACUGGCUCUGGGACGUGCGGGAUCCGGACGACAUCUGCGGCAUCUGCCAGAGCAACUUUGAUGGCGUCUGCGGAUCCUGCAAGGAGCCCGGCGAUGGCUGCCCACUGCUCUUUGGCAAGUGCUCGCACGAGUUUCACCUGCACUGCAUCAUGAAGUGGCUCCAGGACAACGAGGGCUGUCCCUCGUGCCGCCGACCAUGGGAGGAGGUCGAGGGCUCUACCAUCACGGCCUCGGAAGCGCCUGCGACCCAGACCGCCGCCUAG